AUGGGUUUGGCGAUUUUGGCCAAUGCAAUCCUGAUGGGAGUCCAAGCAGAUCUGGCCGUGCACAGCGCACGCACCGGCGAGUUGGAGCCGCCGGCGGUGCGUGCAGUGGCGGUUGUCCUUGGCGUCAUUUUCACUGUGGAAUUGGUGUUGAGAAUCUUCGCUUUCCGCUUGGACUUCUUCACCAAGCCCGGGUGGAAAUGGAAUAUCUUUGAUUUCACACUGGUUUUCCUUCAGAUCAGUGAAGAGGUCGUGACGGCUGUGGUCUACACCGAUAGCACGUCCAGAACCGUGAACCUGAGCUUUAUGCGCAUUUUGCGGGUUCUCCGCUUGGUCCGAAUUGUCCGGCUGGUUAGAGUGCUCCGUCUCAUCCGCGAACUUAGGACCUUGGUAGAAUCCAUUGCAUCAACGAUGACUUCCUUGUUGUGGACGGUGGUGUUGUUGCUUCUCUUGAUUUUUGUCGUGGGCAUUUGCUUCACUCAAGUGGUUGCUGAUGUUGCGACGGAGUCGCCUCAACUCUUGCAGGAGGGAACUGACACCUUUGAGUUUUAUGGCUCUCUCAUGCGAUCUGUGAUGUCCUUGUACCAAUCCAUCACAAGUGGAGUCAGCUGGAGAGAAGCUUCAGUCCCACUGGAAAGGCACUCCGCUGUGAUGGGCCUUGUUUUUGCUGUUUACAUUGCAUUUGCUGCCUUGGCGAUGCUGAAUGUCAUCACGGGCGUGUUCGUCGAGUCAGCGAUGGCCUCCGCACGGGAGGAAAAUACCGUCACCGUGGUGAGUCGCAUGAGGGAGAUUGUGCACCAGAUGAAGAUUGGCGAGUCCGACCCUGAGCGCUCGGAGCAUAUCGGAGCUGUUUUUCAUGUCGAAACGCCACGCGAUCGAACCUUCUUCGCCUCGCCUCCGGGCAUCUUCACUCCACUGAGUUCGGGCCAGAUGACAUGGGAACAAUUCGAAGGGCAGCUGGACAAUCCCGUCAUGGAGGCUGGGCGAAACAGGAUGGCUAAGACUGGCACAAAGACCGCGCUUGGUCGACUGGCGCAUAUGCACCAGCUCAGCGCCUCAAAGCUGCCCUUGGACCUUCCCCGCCCCCCCCCGGCAGCCACUCUGCCUCCGCCUCCAGGGGGACCGCGAGAGGGGUCCAACCGCCGCCCACCGCCCACCGCCAACCAGGAAGAACGCCGACGAUCGUUCGACUCGGGGGUCGCACCGCGGUGGUCGGACGGAGCGACGGCGGAGCGACGGCGGAGCGACGAGGCGUACUUCAAAUCGAUUGACCUCAGCGUCACGGAGGCCCGGAGCCGGCGCCUUGGUGCGAGACGAGACGGGGACGAACGGGGCGUGCGUGACAAGGUGUGA
Messenger RNA from Durusdinium trenchii, 1350 nucleotides. The record is from the annotation of a GenBank genome assembly. Lineage: Eukaryota; Dinophyceae; Suessiales; Symbiodiniaceae.